AUGGAAGUGAACGAGAAAAAGUGCAAGCUGAUCUCGUUCUACAGGAUUCGGAGCCCAAAUCUUGCGGAGUACAACAUGGGCCGAUCCACACUCGAACGCGUUCACUCCAUCGUGGACUUGGGCGUCACGAUUGACUGCAAGAUGGAAUCCAACCAGCACGUCUCCAUCUCCGUGGCCAAAUCGUACGCUAUGCUCGGUUUCCUUCGAAGAAAUGCUGCUGGUUUCACCGACGUGAGGGUCCUCAAAACGCUGUACUUCUCGCUAGUUCGCAGUGUGUUGGAGUACGCCGUACCGGUGUGGGCGCCGUAUUACGCCGUCCAUCAGCAGAAGAUCGAGAAGAAGUGUAUUUUUGUGAUGGCUUUGGAUGAAAUUUGUUGGAAGUUGUUGCUGUUUCCGUGGAUUGCUAAGUUGGGACAUUGGAAACAUUAUUGUGCAUUACAGUUAAAGACAACUACCCCGUUCCCGUUUAUAACGCUUCCCAACGGUUAUACCUUCCCGACUGGGACGACAACGUCUCCGUUCACGUUCACUCCAUUGACGACGCAGUCAAUGGGCACGGCGCCACCUCUAACGUUCAGUACUGGAAGUCCCACCCCGACGAGUACAAGUACCACGUUUAGUACUACGCAGAGUGUUACGUUCAGCACCAUUCCAACGACCUUUCCAAGUUUGACUUCGACAACAUUCCAAACUACGUUGCCAACUGGUACUCCCAUCACCGUGACCACAGCUCCAAAUACUCAGACAAUAACUCAGCCAAUACUCACUAGUACAACUCCAUCUCCAAUAAGUAGUACUACAAGUACCAUAUCCCAAACAACUCAAACCAUUUCCGUCCCUACAAUAACGUCAACCCUGUUGUCCUCGUUGUUCCCAACAGUCACGUUCACACCCCCGAUAGCCACAAGCACAAUUCCUGGAGUUACACUAACCUCACUGCCUACAGUAACACCAGCGUCCAGCAUUUCACCCUUGCCCACAUUCCCAUCCUUCCUGUCCACCCUAACUCCUCCGACGAUAACCAGUACGUUUGCCACGACGACAAGCUGCCCUCCGGUUCCUCCCACGUGCCCACCAACGGUGACGUCUACCACAACUGGCACUUCCGUUCCGUCGCCAACUCCCAGCAUUGACCCCCGGCAGUUGGCCAACGGUUGUCCCUGUCUCGAUCCUCGCGGACAACUGGUGAAUUUGAAAACGUUUCGAUAG
Messenger RNA from Culex quinquefasciatus (southern house mosquito), 1209 nucleotides. RefSeq names its product mucin-2. NCBI's taxonomy places the organism in Eukaryota, Metazoa, Arthropoda, Insecta, Diptera, Culicidae. The transcript has 2 exons. Bases 1 to 1209 code for a protein of 402 amino acids. The record is from RefSeq and is a predicted model, not a curated record.